Messenger RNA from Aspergillus uvarum CBS 121591, 3159 nucleotides. Its product is annotated as ER oxidoreductin. The coding region runs from base 1 to 3159 and encodes 1052 amino acids. NCBI's taxonomy places the organism in Eukaryota, Fungi, Ascomycota, Eurotiomycetes, Eurotiales, Aspergillaceae. The transcript is spliced from 7 exons. Gene Ontology annotation, biological process: protein folding in endoplasmic reticulum; protein import into peroxisome matrix, docking. Gene Ontology annotation, molecular function: thiol oxidase activity; protein-disulfide reductase activity; FAD binding. Gene Ontology annotation, cellular component: endoplasmic reticulum; endoplasmic reticulum membrane; peroxisome. The record is from RefSeq and is a predicted model, not a curated record.
AUGCGUUCUGCGGCCAAAAUUUUCUACUUGGCUGUAUUCGCCCUCUCGGCGCGCACCCACGCUGAGAGCCAUGAGGGCAACACUGGCCUUCAAUAUGGCCAUGACAAAUGCGCGCUUGACCCUACCGCCAUGGUGUCCGACGCCUGUGUUUCCUAUACGACCCUCGAUGCCCUGAACGAUCAAGUCUACCCUCUCCUCCAGUCUAUCACCCAAGAAACCGACUUCUUCUCAUACUACCGGCUCAAUCUCUUCAACAAGGUCUGUCCGUUCUGGUCGGACGCCAACAGCAUGUGUGGAAACAUCGCAUGUUCAGUGAAUACAAUCGAAUCGGAGGAAGACAUUCCCUUAACAUGGCGGGCAGAGGAGUUGAGUAAACUCGAGGGUCCCAAGGCCGGCCAUCCAGGGCGCAGGCAGCAAAAAGAGCGGCCCAGCGAUCGUCCCCUCCAAGGGAUGCUGGGCGAAAACGUGGGAGAAAGUUGUGUCGUCGAGUACGAUGAUGAAUGCGACGAGCGAGACUACUGUGUUCCUGAAGAUGAGGGCGCUAGCAGCAAAGGAGACUACGUCAGUCUGGUGGACAACCCCGAGCGAUUUACUGGCUAUGCUGGUAUGGGUGCCCACCAGGUCUGGGAUGCCAUCUAUCGCGAAAACUGUUUCCUCAAGCCAACCUCCCAGCUGGAGCUGUCGCCCCACCCCCAACUGGGAAACCUUGAAGCCAUGAACGACUUCCGCAGUGUGCUACAGCAGGAAUUGAAGCGCCCGGAUCGUCUGCCCCUAGACAAUGAGUGCCUUGAGAAGCGGGUCUUCCAUCGCCUCAUCAGCGGAAUGCAUGCCUCCAUCUCCACGCAUCUCUGCUGGGACUACCUCAACCAAACAACCGGGCAGUGGCAUCCCAACCUGCAAUGUUUCAAGGAGCGCUUGCACGACCACCCCGAGCGCAUCUCCAACCUGUAUUUCAACUACGCUCUCGUGUCCCGGGCUGUGGCAAAACUGCAGAAGCACCUGAAGAGCUACAACUACUGCACCAGCGACCCCGAACAAGAUAUUCAAACUCGGGAGAAGGUGUCGAAGUUGACUGCCACCCUUGCCGAGCGGCCUCAGAUCUUUGAUGAAAACAUCAUGUUCCAGGACCCAAGCGCCCUUGGUCUGAAGGAAGAUUUCCGCAAUCGCUUCCGCAAUGUUAGUCGGCUGAUGGACUGUGUCGGGUGCGACAAGUGCCGUCUCUGGGGCAAGCUUCAGGUCAAUGGAUACGGAACCGCCUUGAAAGUGCUCUUUGAAUACGACGAGACCAAGAACGGCGAGAAUCCCCUGCUGCGCCGGACCGAAUUGGUGGCUCUGAUCAACACUCUUGGCCGCAUCUCCCACAGUGUCGCCGCAGUUCGGAGCUUUCACCGCGCCAUGGAGGUUGGGGACGGCGAGGUGUUCUCGAUCCCCGCUAGCAUUCCGUCGAAGGACCGUGGCGACAAGAAAACCCGGCGUUUGCUCAAGGAUGGAGGAUCCACGUUCUACUAUGAGAACGACGAUGAGGACUUUGUGUAUAUUUCCGAAAAGCUUCCCUGGGAACGGGUUCGCGAACGCCGCGAUGACGACACCCUCUGGGACGAUAUCAAGGCCGAAUUCUCCCUUGUCUGGGAUACAUAUGUCUAUGUGCUGAAGAGCUGGGCUAACGUUCCGAAGACACUGGGUGAGAUCAUCGUGAUCGAGAUCGCUCGUGUGUGGAAUUAUUGGCUGGGACUUCCGGUGCCGCCACGCGCAUGGAAGAAUGAUCUCGCCCCGACCGGCCUCUCGCUGGUUUUCUGCCCAUGCGAGACUGUUGAGGUACCAUCACAUUCCCGCUUAUCAAUGGCUUCGGUUUCGCCACCUAAACCGUGGGAAAGGGCCGGCGUUUCGGCCGGAUCUGUCGCAACCACCACACCCGUAACGGCCGGUCCAGCAACAACGAUGACGGCCUCUUCUCCAGCCUCGGCCGCAACCACCGGCGCCGCUCCGACCUCCACGUCUGCCACCCCUGAUCUCCCAUCUCGUCCCGACACUCUGAAUGCCGUCGUGAAUCGCACAGCAUCCAAUUACUCGCCAUAUGGAGCCUCUCGGCUAGGCACCAGUCCUUAUGGAGGCUAUGGUGGCUACGGGGCCUACUCUUCACCAUACUCUCGCUUCGGGACGAUGGGCUCAAUGUAUGGCGGCUAUGGAGGCUACGGCGGGAUGUACGGUGGCAUGGGAGGGAUGUAUGGUGGCGGCAUGCCUGGAGAUCCGAAUGACCCGAACAGCCUCACCAACUCGUUCAGUCAAAGCACCCAGGCGACUUUCCAGAUGAUCGAGAGCAUUGUCGGUGCGUUUGGUGGUUUCGCCCAGAUGCUGGAGAGCACCUACAUGGCGACCCACAGCUCGUUUUUCGCCAUGGUCUCAGUCGCGGAGCAGCUUGGAAACCUCCGCAACACGCUGGGUUCUGCUCUCGGCAUCUUCACCUUGAUCCGCUGGUUCAGAACCCUGAUCGCAAAGAUCACCGGUCGUCCGCCGCCGGCGGAUGCCACGGCGCUCACGCCGGCUGCCUUCGCGGCUUUUCUGAAUGGUCGUUCCGUCGCUGCGACCCUGCCCGAUGGCUCUCCCGCCCCGCCGAAGCCCUCGAAGAAGCCGUUCUUCAUGUUUCUGAUUGCCGUCUUCGGUCUUCCGUACCUGAUGGGCAAGCUCAUCAAGGCUCUCGCACGCUCCCAGGAGGAACAGCGUCGUCAGAUGAUGCUCGGCCCGAAUGGCGAGCCCGCGCAGCAGGCCCCGCUGGAUCCCUCCAAGCUCGACUUCUGCCGCGUGUUGUAUGACUACACUCCCGAGGCGCAGGAAAGCUCUGGGAUUGACCUGGCCGUCAAGAAGGGCGACAUUGUCGCUGUCCUCGGCAAGACGGACCCCAUGGGUAACGCGUCGGAGUGGUGGCGGUGUCGGGCCCGGGACGGUCGUGUCGGAUACCUCCCUGGACCGUACCUGGAAACCAUCCAGCGUCGUCCCCAGCAGCAGGCCAUCACUUCGGGCAGUGAAGCCCACAGCCGCAGCAACUCACUGCGCGCUCACGUGACGGAAGAAGUGGCGGACGCGACUGUCAAACCCGAAUUGAAGGGCAAGAUGGGCGACAUCUCGCCGGAGAGCUUCCAGAAGAGUGCAUUCUACUCGUGA